ACCAACAGGCAACGCCCCUCAUUCGCCGGGCAGAAUGACGUCAGUGGGCCUAAUCCAGGAAGUGGAAAAACAUCAACAACCCUUCCAGGGUCCAGGUUAAGGCGAAGUGUCCGAGUAGCUUAGCAGAGACGUAGCUUUAGCUUUAUUUUAUAAGAUAUCUCGCAUUUGUGUUUUGUCCUAAUAGUAAGCGCUGUGUAAUAUCCCAGACAUGUCGGUAUUUGGCAAGAUAUUUGGAGGAGGAGGAAAAUCGGGAAAGGGACCGAGUCCACAGGAGGCGAUCCAAAAACUCGGGGAGACGGAGGAGAUGCUAACCAAGAAACAGGAAUUUUUAGAGAAGAAGAUCGAACAGGAGCUGCAGACCGCAAAGAAAAACGGCACAAAGAACAAAAGAGCGGCACUUCAGGCCUUGAAAAGAAAGAAGCGCUACGAGAAGCAGCUCGAGCAGAUCGAUGGGACGCUGUCCACCAUUGAAUUCCAGCGGGAGGCUCUGGAGAACGCCAACACAAACACUGAAGUGCUCAAAAACAUGGGCUUCGCUGCCAAGGCCAUGAAGUCUGCUCAUGAAAACAUGGACAUUGACAAAGUGGAUGAACUGAUGCAGGACAUUACAGAGCAGCAGGAACUGGCCCAAGAAAUCUCUGACGCCAUCUCUAAACCUGUGGGCUUUGGUGAGGAGUUUGAUGAGGAUGAGCUGCUUGCCGAGCUGGAUGAGCUGGAACAGGAAGAGCUGGACAAAAAUCUGCUCGAGAUCGGUGGACCAGAGACCGCCCCUCUCCCCAAUGUGCCUUCGACUUCAUUACCUUCCAGACCUGCCAGGAAAGAGGAGGACGAGGACGACAUGGAGGACCUGCAGCGCUGGGCGAUGGAAGCCAUGUAAAUGCAGCAUCCGCCACAUCACACCUGCAUCGGAGAGGAAAGGAACAAGAGGGAAACGAAUGGACUGAUGGGAUGUUGUGUCUGAGUGUUUCUGUGUGUCUGAGAAGAGUGGACUGUCUACUUUAUGUGUAACACUACAAAACAAAAAAAAGCAACAAUGCUGUAGUCUUUCUUUUCCUUUUCCCCUUUAGAGACCCCCAAGGUGCUCAGUACAAAUGAGUCCGUGAGGGUCUGCUAUACUGGACAAAGUCACCUAAUAUUUUUACCCUCAACUUUAAUGCAGCACUUUGUGGUCCUUGUCGUGUGCCAUGCUGGUGGCCACAGAUUUCAUGUUGCAGGGUGGUGUUAUAAGCUGGAUGGUGCAGUAGAUGGAGUUAUUCACCAAGCUGUUGUCAUUGUUAACAUCGCUGGAUGAUUUUGGGGGGGAUUUUCAAGGAUGAUUAAUGCUUAAAAAAUCGAUUUCUCACUCUCCCGUUUACCUAUUUGUGGCAAUUUUUUUUUGUGUUUUUGUUUGUUUGUUUUUUUGUUUUUCUUGACAAAAUAACCCGUUGCUUCCUCGUCUUGUUAACUGCUCUGGAAAUGGAGGUGCAGCUGAGUGUGUGCUGGCUGAAGAAGCUUUGAGCUGUGUGUGUUUGCCAGAAUCCAAACCUCUUCUUUCAUUUCAGGUUGGGUUCUUCGACCUCCUGCCGCUCGCUCCUUCUUUGCCUCUCCCCUUACCCUCCCAACCCCAUCAGUGGUUCUCGUUCUUUGGUGUAAAUAUCCCAGCUGACUGUGUGUGUUUUGUUUUUUUUGUUUGUUUUGUUUUUUUAAGUACACUGCAUUACUGCUGCCAUUGAGCGCUUUGGUUGAUGCUGCGUGAAGCAUGCAACGGUGGGGAAAUCACGACACAGGUCACACCGCAGGGCUAGUAAGAGAGAUGUUUAACCUACCACUUUCAUCCUCCUCUGUCUGUGUCCCACUCAUAAAGGUUUUCAUUUCAAAAUGUAUGUUAAAAAGAAAAAGGAAAAAAAAAAGAAACUAGUAAUAUUAAACUAUUGUCACACCUUAUUAACUGCAUCCAGAGGGAGAUGGUGGUUUAUAAAAGAUUAGAUUAUAGCCAAUCUGCAACACAUGCAUUUCAGAGUUUAAAAGAGUUGAAUUCCUUUAGUUUUUCAGCAACAUGAUGUACAUUUUUUACAUAGAAAACGUAACACGAGGACAAAUGGAUAAGCAUGUUUGCAUUUCUAUGUUUUAUUUAUCCAGAUGAGAAUAUUAUUUGCGAAUCAUUAAAUGGUUUUCAAUUCUUUCA
Molecule: messenger RNA, 2164 nt
Organism: Pundamilia nyererei
Lineage: Eukaryota; Metazoa; Chordata; Actinopteri; Cichliformes; Cichlidae
Product: charged multivesicular body protein 4b
Exons: 5
Coding region: 209-877 (222 amino acids)
Biological process (GO): vesicle budding from membrane; late endosome to vacuole transport via multivesicular body sorting pathway
Cellular component (GO): multivesicular body; ESCRT III complex; cytoplasmic side of plasma membrane
Source: RefSeq, a predicted model, not a curated record